This is a messenger RNA of Amphiprion ocellaris (clown anemonefish), 1432 nucleotides long. RefSeq names its product SH3 domain-containing kinase-binding protein 1. The record is from RefSeq and is a predicted model, not a curated record. NCBI's taxonomy places the organism in Eukaryota, Metazoa, Chordata, Actinopteri, Pomacentridae. Bases 265 to 822 code for a protein of 185 amino acids. The transcript is spliced from 7 exons.
AAUUGGUUUAGCGUGUUUACUAAUGAUUGUGUAAUGUGUCACUGCACUGGUCCCAGCAUGUGUUGCACAUUUGUUCACUGCUGUGGCAUGAGAGAAACAGCUGCCUCUAGUGUAACACCCACAUUUAGUUUCUCCCUCUUGGAUAAAGCCUGUUUUACAAGUUGAAGCUGAUUUAAUAUGAGGAGCACACAGGCGAUGUAGACUUAAAGGCUCUGCAGGUUUUUCUGUCUUUCACUGUCUGCACUUGUAUUCCUCUUUGUCACGAUGGGCAGCUAUAGUUCAGUCCUCAUUCCUGACACUGAAGAGUUUGAUUCUAUUGUGUCUGUCGCGGAGAAGCUGAAUGAGCAGGUAGCUCAUGCUGCAGAUGAGAGGUUACAGUCAGAGCUUCGCACUCUGGUAACACUGAUGAUGGAGGAGGAAAGAAACAAAACACAGAGUGAAGAGCUGAAUUCUUCAACACCACAACAAAGUAAUCAGGAAACAAGUCAGAACGCCCUGCCUAUAAGUGCAGCAGAAUCCAAAAGUGUGCCGUCACAGUCUUUCUCCUCCCUGCUGCCGAAGGCUCUCUCUGCUGUAUUACAUCCAACCCUGCUGCCAGGCCUCAACUCCGACCUGCCGAACAGAAACCCAGACAAACACGCUCCACCAAACCUGGAACAACUGCAGACAGAACUGAGAGAUCUGAGGGACCAGUUUGAACAGAUGAAGAGUCAGCACAAUAAAGAAAUCAAACUGCUGAUGAAUGAGCUUGAUGAGGAGAAAAGGAUCCGCUUAACUUUACAGAUGGAAAUUCAACGCAUGAAGAAGCACAUGUCUAAAUGAGAAGACGCCAUCAAAAACCAGAGAUUCUGAUAUGACAAUAAAUAUUUUUUGUAUACUUACAUGAUAAAUGUUAUUUUCUAAGUUUAAAAAUCAUUUUGUCUCCUUUUCAGUGAAAAAUCCUCAAUUUUAUUUUUGGAAAAGUAUUUCUCUUACAUGGUAUUCUCGUUUACUUUUGUGCUGGACUGCUGAAUGUUCUGACCAAGAGGACUGAAUGUUUUUACUGAAUCGUUACCGAAAGUGUAAAGAUGAAGCUCAGUGGAAGCAAAGUGAAGUUGAGAGGCUGCAACAAGCUGUCCUCUGUCUCUGUAGAUGAGCCGGGCAUGGCUCUGUUAUACAUUUAACGUGUUGUCUUUACUUCUGUAGAUUUUUAACCUCUAUGGCAUAUUUAACAUCACUUGUUGGGUAAAAUGUCUAUGAAGAGAAAAAUAGUUGAGACAAGAUCUAAUGGCUGUAAGUCUGAAUUCUCAUUUUUGAAUGAUGCAGAGGAAUAAAUAUUAAGCUUUUAUUUUGCUUAAGGAUGCAUAUAUCUUGUAAAAAAAAUGGAACAGUUUGAUUUGUUUGUAAAUGUAUUGGUUGCAUUGUGAAUGUAUUAAAAAUGUUGGCCAUUGUU